Molecule: messenger RNA, 2520 nt
Organism: Suillus discolor
Lineage: Eukaryota; Fungi; Basidiomycota; Agaricomycetes; Boletales; Suillaceae
Exons: 12
Coding region: 1-2520 (839 amino acids)
Source: RefSeq, a predicted model, not a curated record
AUGGGUAGUAACAUUCCUGCUCCAAUUUCGGCAGCCACAGCAACUACCUCAGAUCGUCUCGACACAUUCAAGACUGAAUAUCACCCUCACAGUGGUCGCGCUCCGAUCAUCGAGAGCUUUUCCGUUUAUGGGACCAAUAAGCCAGAGACGACACAAUCACCCAUCAUCGAUGACGAGCCAUGGCAACCUUUCAGCUGUCGUGCAGACUUUGAGUUUGCUGAACUCGCCCACCGAGCUGCCUUGAGCAAAGACCAAACUAAUGAACUACUCAAGUUCAUCUGGAGAGUUGCGGAUGGUCGCACGAAGUUUACUUUCAAAACUCACAACGACGUGUCAGCUGCAUGGACGAGGGCAUCCAGCCAACUGACUCCUUUUGAAAGACAUGUUGUACCUGUUGAGUAUAAGAAGGAAAACAUUGAGUAUGAAGUAUAUUCACGACCACUAUGGGACUGGGCAUUGGACCUCUUGGAUAACCCCUUGCUAGCACCGCAUUUCCCGUGGACAGGAGAUCGCUGGUGGAACUUACAAACAUCUUUACCCCAUAAUGGUGCGCCAUUCGCAUUUAUACUGUAUGCUGACAAAAUGCACCUUUCGUCGGCCGGUACUGUCAAGGCAUACCCAGUAAUCGCACGCUGUGGGAAUCUGCCUGUUGAAAUCAGGAAUGUUGAUGGUCCUGGAGGAGGACGCUUAGUGGGUUGGUUGCCAAUAGUUCCUGCAGACUCAGACGAGGAUGGCAAGCUGUCCUAUACGAAUUUAAAGAAGGUCGUAUGGCACAAAUCGUUCAAGAUUCUCCUCGAAACCCUCAGUCUCAUCUCCAAAACUGGCUUCGCGCACCAAUGCUAUGAUGGAAUUCUACGCUGGUUAUUUCCACUAAUACUGAUUUUAUCUGCCGAUUACGAAGAGCAGUGUGUGAUGGCCCUGAUACGAGGGUUCAACUCUGCAUGUCCCUGCCCUAUUUGCCUUGUCCCGAAGGACAAGCUCACCGACCAUUCUACGAUAUACCCUACCCGCAUCAUUGAUGAUGCACAAGCUUGUGUCCGAUUAUGGAACAUGGACCGUACCGCUGGUGAGGCAGCACUAAAAAAGCAGAGUCUAAGGCCUGUCGAUAACUCUUUAUGGAUUGUCGAACGGUCCAGCCCGCAUGACGCACUCUCGCAAGAUACCUUGCACGCUUACGACAGUGGUUUGUUUGGCGAUCACAUGUUUGAGGAAGUCAAGGACCACCUGAAAACACUGGGACGUACUGCUGAGAAGACGACUGAUGACCAGUUUGCUGCGUUUCCAAGAUGGCGGAACCUAAACCACUUCGACCACGUUACAAACAUCAGUUUUUCCGAUGGCAACAAGUACCUGGAUAUAUCUAAGCAAAUAUUGUAUACAACACAGAACGUGCUCACCCGCAAAGAUGACGAAGCUGGUUAUGCGCUUCUAAAGUGCAUAGCCAGCUAUCUUCAUGCCUACAUGUAUAUAACAUUUGACGUUCACACAGAAAGCACUAUCGCAGCUGGGGAGGCCGAGAUUCUCGUUUUCCAGAAGUGCUUAGAUGAAUAUAUCGAAAUUCUUGGUGACGAAGCGACAAAAAACUGGAAUUUUCCGAAGGCGCACUCAAUGAGGCACAUAUUUUCUGACAUUAGGGCAAAAGGAGCUGCGCGAAACUUUAGUACGCGGCCAAAUGAGAAGCAUCAUGGGCCUAUCAAGAGGGCCUAUAAACUGCAAACAAAUGGCAAAGAUAUCGCAAACCAGAUACUCAGGCUUGACCACACAACCUUCGUCUCUGUAGUCCUCCGCAACCGCAUCAAUCAUUUCGAUGAUGAACGACGCAAGGCCAUACUUUCGGAGAGAGAGCUUGAGACAGAGGACCUGGAUGAUCGGUCUUUUGGUGGACAUAUUCACCUUGGCGCUCCUCAGUCCGCAAUAACCUUUGCACAGCUUGAAAACGACAAUGUGUCCAACCGUGCCUUUGGGCAGUUCCGCAAAAAGCUCUCGACCUUCCUUAAUCACGCUCUACCUGCAUAUAAUAUACCAUUACCCGAUGGCAAAACAUGGCUGACGCUUUCAGCACAAGAUACGGUUCAAGAACACCGAUAUCUCAAAGUGAAUUACGAGUCUGUUGUGGACUGGAAGCUCACUACAGACCACCUGCGCUGCAACCCGAGCUUUCAUGGCCGUGAACGACGUGACUGUGCCCUUGUUCGCACCCAGGACAAAGAUGGAAAUAAUAAGAACAUUUUUGUUCGCAUUUUAUUCAUGUUCAAGCAAUCAAUUGGCAGUCAAACAUUGGAUCUCGCCCUAGUUCAACCUAUGGAUGCUCCGACGGGCCCACAACAUGCUGUAGAUCGAGAUUUGCGACUGAGACGUCUUCGUGCCCGACCACUCGCUUCGACGGAGUUUAUCACGCUUCACUCAGUUAUUCGUGGUGCAUUACUUGUUCCAGACUUCGCUAGUACGAGGGGAGACUUUUUCCUCGUUGAUUAUGUGGACUCUGACAUGUUCCUUUGUUCGCAGAGAUAUAUGUUCUAA